GAAUGCUAGUUACCAUCUUCCACCAUCCUUGGAGUUUAGUCUCGACGCCUUUGAGCUCUCUUCACCAUUAUUUCGGUAAUGUUGAGUGAGAAAGCAAAGGGAAAGCAGCGUGCAGUUGAUAUUGGAGAAGAAGAUGUCGUCGUCACUCCCAGCAAAUCGCUAGUCAUACGCUUUACUGAAGGCAUUCCAGACUUGACGAUCAUCGUUCACGAGAAGGAUACAGUACGGGAUGUUAAGACAAAUAUUAGAGAUGCUCGGCCGCAAGUGAAGGACCGUCGACUACGUCUCAUCCAUUCAGGUCGAUUGUUAGCGGAUGAUACACUCUUGUACUCGUUCCUCUCUUCACUGGAGGAGAGACAGCGUGGUUCUGCUUCUCAUGGCACUACAGAGCCAACCCCAAACUCACCCGCACCUACUACUUGGCUUCAUUGUUCCGUUGGACCACACAUGUCUGCCCUUGAGGAAGAGGAGACCAAAUUGCAGACUGCGCAGUUGAAACCAUUGCGAGGGUUUGACCGACUUGCAGCAGCAGGCUUUUCUGAACAAGACAUAGCUAACUUUCGAGCGCAAUUUCACGCGCAUUCUUCGGGAGACUAUCUGGAUCAGGACUUUACCAAUGAAGAGGAUCUAGACGAACAUGCCCGCAUGCUCGAAGAACAAUGGAUCGAAUCAUUUGACAGUGGCGGGGGAAGUGCACUCCUUCAAUCCUCCUCAACGAAUUAUAAUAUCCUCACUGGCAUUGUUAUCGGAUUCUUUUUCCCUCUUGUACCUUUCUUCUUCUUCCAUCAAGACAAGCCUGCUGUCUUUUGGGAAGAAGGGGGAGAACAUCAAGCUAUGGGCUCCACUAUGUUCUCGAGACGAAUGCAGAUGGGUAUCGUGCUAGGAUUUGGGAUGAAUGUGUUAUUCGGAAUGUGGACCUACCUUCUAGCUUCGCCAUAAUGUGAUAUCCGUGAAUACCCUCUUCUCACUGCUGUAUAUCUAAUGCAUAGGAUUGUGACCUUGAUAGAAGGGACAUUUAUUACUUGGCAAUCUAUCAACGUAACGGACAAUAGACAAACGACAAAUAUCUC
Messenger RNA from Somion occarium, 1070 nucleotides. The record is from the annotation of a GenBank genome assembly. Lineage: Eukaryota; Fungi; Basidiomycota; Agaricomycetes; Polyporales; Cerrenaceae.